Messenger RNA from Physcomitrium patens, 1790 nucleotides. Its product is annotated as beta-glucosidase 6. Gene Ontology annotation, molecular function: beta-glucosidase activity. Lineage: Eukaryota; Viridiplantae; Streptophyta; Bryopsida; Funariales; Funariaceae. Gene Ontology annotation, biological process: carbohydrate metabolic process. The record is from RefSeq and is a predicted model, not a curated record.
ACAUAACUUCAGUUUAAUGUUUGUAUGUGUGUAUAGAUAGAUAGAUAGGUAGGGAAUCAUAUGCAGUUUUACAAGUGUAUGAUUUGCUCUCAAACAACCCACGAAAGUUGAAGGUUUUUUUAUCAGGAGUGUUUGUACUAGAUUAUUGUUCAUUUUGAUUUUAUACCAGAAUGUUGGCAAGAGCACUACUAUUACUAUUACUACUAGUGCUGGUAUGGCAGAGUAAGUAUGUUUUAGGAGCUCAAAACCAGACUCCACAGGAUGUCACCAGAUCCAGUUUUCCUAAAGGCUUUGUGUUUGGAGCUGCGAGUGCUGCAUACCAAUAUGAAGGUGCUGCCAGUGAAGGUGGAAGGGGACCGAGUAUAUGGGACACAUUUGCACAUAAUUCUGGUAAAAUCAAAGGAAAUGCAACAGGAGAUGUUGCUGUGGACCAAUACCAUCGAUUUCAGGAGGACAUGUGGUUGCUCAAAGAUUUGAACAUGGAUGCAUACCGCUUCUCUAUAUCAUGGUCACGCAUAUUUCCAAGUGGAGUGGGUGAAGUAAAUUGGAAGGGAGUUCAAUAUUAUGACAGAUUAAUUGAUUUUCUCACAAAACAUGAUAUUGAACCUUGGGUAACACUGUACCAUUGGGACAUGCCUCAAGCCCUUGAAGAUUCAAUAGGAGGAUGGCUAAGCUUGGACAUUGUCAACAUGUUUGAACAAUACGCGCGGUUUUGUUUCCAAAGAUGGGGUACAAAAGUGAAACAUUGGAUAACCCUAAAUGAGAUCCAUAGCUUUGCAGUGGACGGGUACAGGAUUGGAAGCAAAGCCCCAGGACGUUGUUCCCCACCAUUGGGAGAGUGCCCCACAGGGAACUCAACAACUGAGCCUUAUAUUGUUGGUCACCAUGCUUUGCUUUCUCAUGCCCAAGUGGUUAAUUUAUACAAGAAAGAAUUUCAGGAAGAGCAAAAGGGAGUAAUUGGAAUCACAUUGGACUCACUUUGGUUUGAGCCUCUUGAUUCAAAUUCAUCUCUUGACAAACAAGCUUCCAAGACUGCUCUUGAAGGAUUUUUGGGAUGGUUUAUGGAUCCUAUAUUCUUUGGUGAUUAUCCAGCAUCCAUGAAAAUCACAUUAGGCUCAGUGCUUCCUAAUUUCACACUGGAGCAAAAAUCUCUCCUCAAAGGAUCACAAGAUUUUAUUGGAAUCAACCAAUACACUUCCAAUUAUGCAACUUAUAACACAACCAAUGGCGAACUUAUUAGAACACCAUAUAAAGAUGGAGUACCCAUUGGUGAUCAGACUGCUUCUUAUUGGCUCUUUGUGGUACCAAGUGGAAUGCAAAAGUUGAUGGGUUGGAUUCGUGAGAGAUAUAACAAUCCAAUCAUAUAUAUCACUGAGAAUGGUAGAACAGAAAAAAACAAAGAUGGAUGCAUGACUCUAAAAGACCAAUUGAAAGAUCCAGAGCGCAUUCAAUAUUAUCAUGACUACUUACAAAACUUGCUUUGGGCACUAAGGAAUGGCUCGGACAUACGUGGUUAUUUUGCUUGGUCAUUGAUGGAUAAUUACGAGUGGGCAGAUGGUUACACUGUCCGGUUUGGAAUCUAUUAUGUUGACUACAAAAACAAUUUGGCUAGAUAUCCUAAAGAUUCUGCAUUUUGGUUCCAACAUAUUCUUAAGAAGGAUUAAGUUAUCAAAAGAUAGGUAAUUUGGAGUUGUACUGCCUGUUUUUAAUACAACUACUGUAAUUAUGUUUACAGAGAAUGUGAUAACCCAUUGGUCAUAAUUCUAAUAAACAAGUGAAAUUAAUCUUAA